Fusarium odoratissimum NRRL 54006 is the source of this 534-nucleotide messenger RNA. RefSeq lists its product as uncharacterized. Lineage: Eukaryota; Fungi; Ascomycota; Sordariomycetes; Hypocreales; Nectriaceae. Bases 1 to 534 code for a protein of 177 amino acids. Gene Ontology annotation, cellular component: nucleus; pericentric heterochromatin. The record is from RefSeq and is a predicted model, not a curated record. Gene Ontology annotation, molecular function: chromatin binding. Gene Ontology annotation, biological process: negative regulation of transcription by RNA polymerase II; chromatin organization. The transcript has 5 exons.
AUGGCUAAAACAGAUGAUAACCAUGAGAAUGACAGCAUAUACUUAGUAGAUUCUAUCCAGGAUCACUUCGUUGAUGAAGACGGCUGCGUGUAUUUCCAAGUGAAAUGGCAAGGCCAUGAGAGCAGCAAAGAGUGGACGUGGGAGCCCCAGACGAAUCUUGAAGUCGAAGGCGAUAUGUUGGUGAAAGAAUAUUUCGAAAGCCUCGCCAAGAGACGGAAGAGGGUCCGAAGGUCUGCGAAGAAGCAACCAAGUCCAUCCGUCGCUACGGGUGGCACUGGACGUGGCAGGAGGAAUGAACGCCAUCGAACUGUCCCCUCAGGCCGCAUAGCAAAGUUGGCGUGGGAACCCCCACGAGGUAGUUGGGAACGUGAACCUUUCCAUAUCGACGGCUGCGGAGGAGACAGCGCAGAAACCCUGAUGAUCUACAUUACCUGGCUCGGAGGUCACAAGACCAGGCAUAAAAUGGAUGUGCUCUGCAAAAAGUGCCCCCAGAAAAUGCUCCGUUACCUUGAACAGUAUGUGUCAAUGUCGUGA